Messenger RNA from Sorghum bicolor (sorghum), 1334 nucleotides. Its product is annotated as transcription factor bHLH47. The record is from RefSeq and is a predicted model, not a curated record. Gene Ontology annotation, molecular function: protein dimerization activity. The transcript has 5 exons. The coding region runs from base 322 to 1122 and encodes 266 amino acids. NCBI's taxonomy places the organism in Eukaryota, Viridiplantae, Streptophyta, Magnoliopsida, Poales, Poaceae.
UUUCCUCCGUCACGCGGGCCACGCCACGCCCUGGCCCCAGGGAUCAGCGAGACAGGGAUCGCAGCUCCUCCCUCCGCUCCGGUUCUUCUUCCUGCCCCGCCGUGGGACCCGCCCUCGUCCCCUUUCUUCUCCCUCUCCUCCUCCUCCUCCUCCCUGCCUAUCCAUCCUCGUCCUCGGUCCUCCCCAGCAAUCGAAGACAAGGGCAGAGCUGAACCGAGCCAGGUCAAAUCUGGCCGCACCGCGUAGCUUCUCUCUCAUCCUGGCCUCGAUUCGUGGUUGUUUUGGGAAGGAGAGGUAUCGGAUCAGGUCCCUUGAUCACUCAUGGUGCCCAGGGACAGGGCGCAUAGCGCCACAACUGCCACCGCGGCCCCGGCGGAGAACCUCGUUCAAGGGCCUAUCCUGAACAACAAGUGCGAAAAGAAGGCUCCAAAGAAAGUACAUAAAUCUGAGAGGGAGAAGCGUAAGCGCGACAAGCAGAAUGAUCUCUUUGGCGAGCUGGGAAACAUGCUAGAACCUGAUAGGCAGAACAAUGGGAAGGCAUGCAUAUUAAGUGACACUACACGGAUACUUAAAGAUCUACUUUCACAAGUAGAAUCUCUUCGAAAGGAGAACAAUACGCUGAAGAAUGAAUCUCAUUAUGUUGCCUUGGAGAGAAAUGAACUACUGGAUGAAACCAAUGUGAUCCGUGGUGAAAUCUCAGAACUUCAAAAUGAGCUGAGGAUGCGGCUAGAAGGCAACCCUAUCUGGAGUCAUGACACUUCUAGAUCAAAUAUUACAGCACCUCAUCCUGCGACCACAGUAUUUACAUUGCAACAUUCAGCACAUCCACAAGUCAUUGCAACAAUGGCACUUCCUCUGCAACAGCCAGCAGUCGUUGAGCAAUCUUAUGCUGCCCCACGGCGGGAGCUACAGCUAUUCCCUGAAGCUGCACCUACUGAAGAUACUGAGCCACCACAAAACCAGGGGAUCUCUAAUAAUGUGAUGCGGCCCCAGGCAAGAUACCCACCAGUAGUGACAACUUUGCCUGUACAUGUAUAUCCAGUCCUUCCAAGAAUGGAAGAUGAGCAAUGCAGCAGCGGCACUACUAGUAGCAGAGAGGAAGGCGGGGUCGGCAACCGCUAACAGCUCAAUUAGAAAACGAGAUCUGGUUCACAGCUUGAAAAGUUUUCGUAGUUUCAAGUUUAAUGUUUCCGUUAUAGCUGAUGUGCUAAAGAAACCUUAAAACCUAUGCGGCUAUGUGCCUCCAUGUGUAAAUAUCAUUCCACCCUGUAUUACCUUUACCUGAACUUAAAUCUUCAACAGUUCGAUGGGAGCAAUCUAUCUUUGUUCGUUCA